GGUAGGAAUCAACGUAGUGAGCCUACGGAUUCGGACUUUCCGUCAGAAUCGACCUGCAAGAACCUGACGUACGAAGCCUACGUACAACCUACGGUGUGUCGACCCACGCACCGAACAACGCACCAAAUCUCUGGAUCUGGUCUCGCAGAUACAAAUCAUCAAAAUGGCAGGACAAAGUGGCAACGAUACCGACCAGGCAAUGACAGAAAAGAAGACACUCGACGCUACCGUCAAGGCGAAGAUAAAAGAAUAUACGAACACGUACGAUUCACGUCUGUUAAGAGCGUUCAAACAAGACUUCAAUAAGUGGACUUUGAAUAACUUUAAUACCGUGUCCGUCACCGAACUCGGGAAACUAGACAAUGAAGCUGAAAAACUCUAUACUCUACUCUCUACAGAAAAAUAUCGCCCAUGGACUAAGGAGGAAGUUAUUCGCCACCUCAGACGAGGCAAUACAAUUGAGUCGAAGGUACUCAAUGAUCAAUUCGAAACAGUGAUCAAUACAUAUAAUCAACCCUCAAACUACGGCACUAAUGAGGCACAAAACCAAACUGGAGAGGGACCCCUCACAAGAUCUCGAAGUCAACAACAAAUCCAAUAUCUUUCACCCCCGGCAACAAGACACGAUACACCACAAGAUCAAAGUCAAUGGGUGCAAAUUGAGCCAGAGCCAUCAAAUGAAGUCCAACAAGCCCCAAAUUUGGCUAUCUUCGCACCGUCAACAUAA
Molecule: messenger RNA, 727 nt
Organism: Talaromyces stipitatus ATCC 10500
Lineage: Eukaryota; Fungi; Ascomycota; Eurotiomycetes; Eurotiales; Trichocomaceae
Exons: 2
Coding region: 164-727 (187 amino acids)
Source: RefSeq, a predicted model, not a curated record